Messenger RNA from Sinocyclocheilus rhinocerous, 6249 nucleotides. RefSeq names its product regulating synaptic membrane exocytosis protein 1-like. The transcript is spliced from 26 exons. Lineage: Eukaryota; Metazoa; Chordata; Actinopteri; Cypriniformes; Cyprinidae. Gene Ontology annotation, cellular component: cytoskeleton of presynaptic active zone; presynaptic membrane. Gene Ontology annotation, molecular function: transmembrane transporter binding; small GTPase binding. Gene Ontology annotation, biological process: calcium ion-regulated exocytosis of neurotransmitter; regulation of synaptic plasticity; regulation of synaptic vesicle exocytosis. The record is from RefSeq and is a predicted model, not a curated record. Bases 294 to 4016 code for a protein of 1240 amino acids.
CAAAAACAGUGAACCUGGUCGGGAACAAGAAACCACCUCAGCAGAACGACAUCAGGUUGCACCAGCAGUUUGCCAACUACAAGGAGCAGGUGAGGCGAAUUGGGCCGGAGCCCCCCCAACAGAGGCAGCAGGGCCAACACAAGGAUGAUGCCCCCACCUGUGGCAUCUGCCACAAGACCAAGUUUGCUGAUGGCUGCGGAAACCUGUGCUCCUACUGCCAGACUAAGUUCUGUGCCCGGUGCGGGGGAAGGGUCUCUCUGUGUUCCAAUAACAAGAAGGAGGACAAAGUGGUAAUGUGGGUAUGUAACCAGUGCCGAAGGCAACAGGAUAUGCUCACUAAAUCAGGAGAGUGGUUUCCCAGCCAAGGGCCCAAGCCUGGAGAGCUGGGUUCAGCAGUGAGUGAACUGACCAUGUGUGGAGAUCCCAUUGGGGAGAAGAAGGUGUGCUCUAGGUCUCAGAACCCUCUCGACUCCUCAGUUUCCACUGCCCAUGACUCCCAGUCACCUGCCCCAACCGACCCCAGAAAAGGCCCCUCCACAGGGCCAGCCGACACGCCGUCAUCACGCUCAUGCAGUGAGCCUCCACAAGGAAGAAAGAAGCCACCAGCAGCCUCUGAUCAGAAUGGCAAGCUAGGGCCAAGAGGUGAGAGGCGGCGAGGCCUAUCCAAAAUCCACUCCGAAGAGCGAGAUACCGGAGAAAAUCGGAGAGAAAGUCGAAGACUGAUGAAGACUCGCUCUCAAGAGCACGACAGUCCUGAGACCAGGAGGACUGAGGGGGAGCAGAAACCACCCAGGGAACAGUGCAGGACUAACCCAAAUACUCCACAUCAUCUGGCCAAACUCCAGCCGGCAGAGCCUGAUGGACGUAUGCACCCUAAGGCGAGGGAAGCGGGGGAGAUAGUGCAGGACAACAGAUGUGCACGGAGAUGGGCAGAUGGGCGGCAGGCCUCGUUGGAGGGCCAGCAGCAGGCCUACGCCCCAGAAAGGACCGCGGGGGGUAAAGGUUUGCAGGGUGCGCCUAUUGUGCAGGGUCCUCCUCCUAAAACAAACCACACCCCACAGCCGCCCGCUCCGGGGUUCAGGGUGGGCCCUGCCAUGCCCGCAGGCCCACCUGAGCUCAGGGAGCCUCAGGAAUGGGACAGGAAGUUGCAGCCGAGCCAUUUGGACCCCAGCUCGGCUGCGCUGCUGCGCAAAUCAACACGACAAAAAGCUGAGAGCAUGCUGCGCAAUGAUUCGCUCAGCUCUGACCAAUCGGAGUCUCUACGACCACCCCCGCCCCGCCCCUACAAGAGCAAACGGGGCGGAAACAAGAGGCAGAUGUCUGUCAGCAGCUCGGAGGAAGAGGCCGGUUCGACACCAGAAUACACCAGUUGUGAAGAUGUGGAGAUUGAGAGCGUCAGCGAGAGAGGGGACUGGGAGUGCUGUCCACUGGACCCCACUGCGUGGCAUCAUCCGGUUACAUGGCAGCCCUCCAAGGAAGGUGAUCAUUUAAUUGGCCGAAUCACUUUGAGCAAGCGAACAGCCAUGCCAAAAGAGGCUGGGUCUCUGCUAGGGCUAAAGGUGGUCGGGGGGAAGAUUACAGAAACUGGGAGACUUGGGGCCUUCAUCACCAAAGUCAAGAAAGGAAGUAUAGCUGAUGUGGUGGGUCAUCUACGGGCCGGUGAUGAGGUGCUUCAGUGGAAUGGUAAAUCAUUACCAGGAUUAACCAAGAAAGAAGUUUACAAUAUCAUCUUGAAUUCCCAAACAGAACCACAAGUUGAAUUAGUAGUAUCAAGGCCAAUAGGUGAUACACCACGAAUACCAGAAACAUCACACCCUCCGUUAGAAUCUACAGGUUCAAGUUCCUUCGAAUCACAGAAGAUGGAAAGACCCUCUAUAUCUGUCUUGUCCCCUUCCAGCCCAAGUGGUCUUAGAGAUGCCCCUCAGCUACUGCCUGGACAGCUGUCGGUGAAAAUGUGGAACGAUAAGGUCGACCAUCAGCUGAUAGUGAACGUAUUGCAGGCUAUAGACCUGCCACCCAGAUCGGGUGGACGACCCAGAAACCCCUAUGUCAAAAUGUACUUCCUGCCUGAUAGAAGUGAUAAGAGCAAGAGAAGGACGAAGACAGUGAAGAAAAGUCUGGAGCCCAAGUGGAACCAGACAUUUGUGUACUCUCAUGUCCAUCGCCGGGAUUUCAGAGAACACAUGCUGGAGAUUACUGUGUGGGACCAACCCAGAAUACAAGAUGAGGAGAGUGACUUUCUGGGAGAAAUCCUAAUCGAGCUGGAGACUGCCCUGUUGGAUGAUAAGCCUCACUGGUACAAGCUGCAGACACAUGACGUCUCUUCCAUCCCACUGCCACACCCGUCGCCAUACCUGCCCCGCAGACACGGACACACUGAAACACCCACCAAAAAGCUGCAGCCUACAGAAAACCGAUCAAGAGAAAGAGAAAGAGAACGGGACCGAGACAGAGACAGAGGCCGAGACCGGGCGACAACAUUAGAGGUUCCAGAUCAGCAGAGGCCAACUCCGUAUCGCUCACGGUCCGUGUCCCCACACAGAGAUGAAGAGAGCAGGGGACGGUCCCGCCCAGCCAACGUCCCUGCACAGAGGAGUCUGGAUGAGGUCCAGCACAGCCGGCGAUCCCGUUCCCCAACACGCAACCACGACCGUGCCCGUGUGCAAGAGAGAGAAUACGUAGAUGACAGGGUGCAGCCGCACACCAGCCCUGCAUUCUCCUCAUCAACAGCCACCCCUUCUUCGACACGCAAGGUCAGACAGCUUCCCCAAGUCCCCGUCAAAAGCAGCAGUGUAGAGCAAGCUCUUGCUUCAGAGGAGCGAAAGCGGCAAAUGAAAGUACAUACCUUCCGAACACCAGCUCCAUCCAGUACCAGCCAGGAUCUGGAGAGUACGCUCAAGAAUAAACGAGAGCUUUAUAAGGAGCAGCGAAGGAGCUGUGACAAUGUGUCUCACAAGUCCUCAGACAGUGAUGUCAGUGACGUGUCAGCCAUCUCUCGCGCCAGCAGUGCCUCGCGGAUCAGUAGCACCAGCUACAUGUCCAUUCAAUCAGAACGACCCAGGGGUCACUUUAGCCGUCAUAUUCAUCCAUCCAGCCGCACCAUGCUGAAGAGUACAAGUGUUAGUGGGGAAAUCUACACUCUGGAGCGUACGGAUGGCAGUCAGUCGGACACCGCUCUGGGAACACUGGGAGCAGGAGGGAAAAAGCGCAGAUCCAGCCUUAGCGCACGUGUAGUCGCCAUCGUUGGCAUUCCCUCUCGCCGCAGCAGGAGCACCUCUCAGCUCAGUCAGACAGAAGCAGCCAACAAGAAAGCAAAGGGAUCCAGUCAGAUCCAGCGCAGUCAGGAGACGGGAAUGGCAGUGGAGUAUCCCCGCAACGUCAUGGCUCGCCAAGCCAGCCGAGAGUCCACUGAUGGCAGCAUGAACAGUUAUAGCUCUGAGGGCAAUCUGAUCUUCUCAGGGAUGAGAUUAGGGGCCGACAGCCAGUUCAGUGACUUCCUAGAUGGUCUUGGCCCUGCUCAGUUGGUGGGUAGACAAACACUUGCUACGCCUGCUAUGGGAGAUGUUCAGAUUGGACUGAUGGACAAGAAAGGGCAACUAGAGGUGGAGGUUAUCAGGGCCCGUGGUCUUACGCCUAAACCAGGUUCCAAAUCGCUGCCGGCUCCCUAUGUCAAGGUCUAUUUGCUGGAAAACGGAGCGUGCAAAGCCAAAAAGAAAACCAAGAUUGCACGAAAAACGCUCGAUCCUUUGUAUCAGCAAUCGCUGCUGUUUGAGGAAAGUCCGCAGGGUAAAGUUCUUCAGGUAAUAGUCUGGGGAGAUUACGGCCGCAUGGACCACAAAUGUUUCAUGGGAGUCGCCCAGAUUCUUUUAGAGGAGCUGGAUCUUUCUAGCACAGUGAUCGGUUGGUACAGACUGUUUCCCCCUUCAUCACUGGUCGACCCGACGUUAGCUCCUCUCACUCGUCGCGCUUCCCAGACCUCGCUGGACUCUUCAGGGCCGCCGGGAAUCAGGUCCUAGUGAACAGACGGGAGCGCGAGGCGAAACAAAACACACGACCCAGUGGACCAAGGACCGGAGGCAACAAUCAGAAUCAGAGCGGCAGAUAAAGAGACAGAUGGACAGAAUCAUGAUCAAAGCUUUGCUGAAGCCUGACAAUCACUUCUCUCUUUUACUUUUGAUCUUUGGGUUGUAGAGAUUUCCUUUGAUCCACUCUGCCCCUUUACUGCAUGUUUUGUUGCUGAGAUGACGAUUCGACCCAAAUAAAAUGAGAAGGAAGGGAGAGGCAGCCGAAACGCGAUCCUGCUUCAUCUGACAGGAAGCGGAGCCCACAGUGGCGCCGGUAGCCUAGACUGCUCUGGUCAGUCAGCGCAUUUAUUUUCUCACAUGUGUUUGAGAGUUAGCGAGAGUGAGAGGACAGCACUGCCCUUCCUCUAUAUUGCACUUACAGGAAGUCCCUCUGUUGAAAGACCAGAGGUCGAGGGUUAAAGGUCAAAAUGUAGUCUUCUCAGAGAGUUUCCUCUCUGCAUCACGGAUGCUGCAUCCAAGGCCCCGCCAUGUGCCGGUCUGGCACAAACUCAGACUCAGAUUGUGUGACUGCGGUGUGUGUGUGUGUGUGUGUGUGUGAGAGUGUGCGUUUGCGUCUAAGAAGGCAGGAACGCCUGAGAACCUUUUAAGUCUGUUUACAGCAGUCGCUACCGACUGCUUUGCUUUUUCACGUUACUGUUGAUUUGGUAAAUAGGCACACUUUGUAGAAUGUGAAAACAUGCUUCAUGUUUUCUGACAUUUGUGUCAUACGAGCUUCAUAGAAGACACAAAACCACUUGUAUUUGAUUCACUGGGACUGUAAGAAGCUGCCAUAAUCAUUUAGGUUCCCUGACAGGAAACUGCAGAAACAGUCACUAGAUGCAUUAGCUCACUAACACAUUUGAUUCCCAGAUUUCACGCGAUCACAAACCAUAUCUUACAGGCCUUUCCAAGCAUUUUUAAUUCUAUUCUGUUUGGUAAAGGACCUGUACAUUCUGAUAUUCGAAUUUCUACCCGACUAGAAUUUACAUUAUUUUAAUGCAAGCACAAAAAGAGAAAAAGUUCAAGCUUUUGGAAAUUAAAACUAAUACAAAAAAAGAGGCCAAAAUCAGAAGCUUCCUAUUUUUAGCUGUUUGUCAUCAGUUUUCAGUUUAGUUGAUUAUAAAACCAAUCUCACAGAUCCCGCCUGAGCAUUUUGAAUGUGACAGUGAGACGUUCCAACAAGGGGAACAGAUGCCACCAACAAGGGGAACAGCAUGAAUCUGGAACUGUUCCAAGUUGCAUGCACAAUUUGUAAAACAAGACAGAUGAGAAAAAAAGAGACUACAAUAAGUGUGUGUUAGUUCCACAAACUGUAGGCCAGCUUGUAUGUUGCAUGUACUUGUACAGUUUGCUUGUACUUGAUAUAAAUAGAUUAUCAAAUAAAACGAAGCCAUUCAUUCCAUGUGUGGGCAUUUGGCCGGGUUCAGCCAUACACACAGGCCUUAUUUUGGGGCCGAAUGUCUAUAAUAAUUUUUAAGUUGUUUGAUUUCCUUUUUUGUUUUGUUUUGUUUUUUUUUAAACCCUGGAUGGAAAAUGAAGUGCUGCACUGUAGUACUGAGCAAACACAAGGCCCUAUUUUUAUUAAAGACGUUGGUGUUCACUGUAGUCUGUACUACUGUGAGGCUAAAACUAAGGUAGAUAAUCUGUAUAAAAACUAGAGCUAUCUGUACAUGGAAUAUUAUUACGAAAAUCACAAUGACUUAGAGAUAUAUUGAUAUUGAAACAGAGUGUAUCAAGUAAACAUCACUUACGUACAUGCAUAUAUGUAAAUAUGAGUCUGCAAAGAAGUUUACUUAUAUUUACAAAGCAGCCCCAUUCAAGUUAAUGGAUCAGUGCUCUGUCUCUUGGUUCUGCUGAGCGGAAGAAGGGAUGCCUCUAAAGUUUUAUUUUAGUGAUGCCCAAUCUGAUGAGAGAAAUUUGGACCUCUGCCGACCUGUUGCGUUAUCAUAAAUGCUCAUGAAUCCUCGUUUCAAUGAGAAGUUUACUUUAUAUGCCUGGUUAGGGCAGAGUUAUUUACUUUGUCAGUAUUAUUCAAGGAUACUGAUUGUUUACAGUUCGUGUGUUCCACUGAAACAAAAUUGAAAGUAUUCACUGCAACAUUUCUUGUUUGUACAGCAGACGUGGCUCAAAUAAUGUGUAUGUUUUAUAUUCAAGAGUUCAUUUUUAUUAUUUACAAAUAAAAGAC